CUCAAUUAAUCCACAUGCUGCAUGGUAAAAAAUAAAAAAAGGUUGGCCUCUAUCGUAAAUGGCGAGGAAGAAGAUCAGAGAGUAUGAUUCCUCAAGGAGCACCUCAAAUGUCUCGCCUCUAUCGACCUCAGGUUUCCAUUCAUCACCUUUGGUCUUGGAUCUUUGGCAGGUUACGGAAUCAACGGACAAAGCACGCCUCGGCGUUGAGGUGUUAUCGACGAAAACUUUGAUUUUGAUUUCCAUAUUUCAUCUGCUUCAACUGUGUACUGGUAGGUUGAGAUGGGAGGUUGCAAGGCCCCUAUAACUAGUGAAUGAAAAGCCAUGUCCACUGGAUAUGAGAGGGGAGUUGGAUGACACUGCUGCAUUCAAGAACUUCAACAAGUGGGGAAAUAUAGAGUUUCCAUUGCCUUUUGGAAGAGUUCUGAGCCCUACAGAAAGCUUCAUUCAUUCCUUGGAUGAUAAGACAAGUGCAUCAUUGAAAUUUACUGUAUUGAACCCAAAAGGACGCAUCUGGGCAAUGGUAGCAGGAGGUGGUGUGAGUGUAAUUUAUGCUGAUACUGUUGGAGAUUUAGGCUAUGCAUCAGAGCUUGGCAACUAUGCUGAAUAUAGUGGAGCUCCAAACGAGGAGGAGGUGUUGCAGUAUGCAAGAGUUGUAAUUGAUUGUGCUACUGCAGAUCCCGAUGGCCGUAAGAGAGCCCUUCUUAUUGGAGGUGGCAUAGCAAACUUCACUGAUGUUGCUGCCACAUUCAGCAGGAUUAUUCGAGCCCUGAAAGAGGAAUCAAAGAUUAAAGCAGCGCGAAUGCACAUCUAUGUCAGAAGAGGUGGUCCAAACUACCAGACUGGUUUGGCAAAGAUGCGUGCAUUGGGGGAGGAAUUGGGAGUACCAAUUCAGGUUUAUGGACCAGAAGCCACAAUGACGGGUAUCUGCAAACAAGCUAUUGAUUGCAUCAUGUCCGACGCAUAAAGCAGAUUAAUUUUUGUCUCAUCAUGUUUCAUUUGUGAAACUAAUUUGGUGGUGUGUUGAUGGAUUUAAUGAUAUAAGUCCAUUGUCUGGACCAAGCAAAGACGAAUAAGAUCGAAGUGAAGAGGAUAGAUGUUGCAAGUCUGAAACUGUUAUAUUCUUAUCUUGUCUUCCUAUUGUGAUUUUAUUGUUAUAUUUUGACUGCAAUAUGGUUAGAACAUUAUAAAAACCCUCAACAGUAUCUGUGAAAAAUGUAAUCUUAGUUGAUGACAUUUCUUAAAGUGUUGAUUUCUCUAUUUGAAUUUCUUUUGU
Glycine soja is the source of this 1273-nucleotide messenger RNA. Its product is annotated as ATP-citrate synthase alpha chain protein 3-like. Bases 335 to 964 code for a protein of 209 amino acids. Lineage: Eukaryota; Viridiplantae; Streptophyta; Magnoliopsida; Fabales; Fabaceae. The transcript is spliced from 7 exons. The record is from RefSeq and is a predicted model, not a curated record.